Messenger RNA from Camelina sativa (false flax), 360 nucleotides. The record is from RefSeq and is a predicted model, not a curated record. Lineage: Eukaryota; Viridiplantae; Streptophyta; Magnoliopsida; Brassicales; Brassicaceae.
AUGAAGGAUCUUGGUGCUUUGAAGUACUUUCUUGGCAUCAAAGUGGCUCACGGACAUGAUGGUAUUUUUCUUUCUCAACGGAAAUACUGUCUUGAUAUUAUUGACGAAUGUGGCCUCUCCGGUGCUCAACCUACUGAUACUCCGUUAGAACAGAAUCAUACGUUAUUAUCGUCCAAGAGUAAACCGUUGUCGGCACCUGAUCAAUAUCGUCGUCUUGUUGGGCGACUCAUGUAUCUUACACAUACUCGGCCUGAGCUGAGUUAUGCGGUGAAUAUUUUAGCCCAGUUUAUGCAAACUCCGCUUAUGGAUCAUUGGGACUCUGCUCUUAAUGUGGUUCGAUAUUUGAAAUCAUCCCCAUGA